This is a messenger RNA of Corticium candelabrum, 10170 nucleotides long. Its product is annotated as dynein axonemal heavy chain 3-like. Gene Ontology annotation, cellular component: dynein complex. Gene Ontology annotation, molecular function: ATP binding; minus-end-directed microtubule motor activity; ATP hydrolysis activity. NCBI's taxonomy places the organism in Eukaryota, Metazoa, Porifera, Homoscleromorpha, Homosclerophorida, Plakinidae. Gene Ontology annotation, biological process: microtubule-based movement. The transcript is spliced from 71 exons. The record is from RefSeq and is a predicted model, not a curated record.
UGUACUACUCUGUCAAUAGAAGAUGUUCAGCUGAAUAAUAUGACAUUCUCAUGGCUUAUGCGUAUUGCAAAAGCAAUGCGAAACACUGAGAAUCAUCUUGGCAAACAGAAAGAUGCCGCUAUUGAAGCACUUUGUGCAAAAAGAGAACAGAUUACAGAGAAUCUAGAUGAACUUGUAGAAGAAAUUUGUCAGCUGAACUCCAUGGACCGAAUUAAUGAGGCUACACAAAAUGCCAAGAGAUUAAGUGACAUUCAAGAGAAAAUUUACAAGUACCAACAAGCAUGUGUUGAAAUAAAUGGAGAAGAAGAGCUACUACGAUUGGAUGAUAAAUACUCUUAUCCUCAAAUUACACAGGCUCUAGCAGCACUUGAUCCAUACAGUCGUCUUUGGAAUUCAGUGGUUCAGUUUGAAGCUCACAGUGAGCGUUGGAUGGAUGGACCAAUCAAUGAUCUUAAGCCAGAAGACAUAGAAGAAGAGGUUAGCAUGUUAUGGAAGACAGCUUACAAGUUGAGCAAGACAUUUGCCAAUGUUCCUGGGCCUCUGCAGGUUGCCAACUACUUAAAGAAAAAGGUGGAUGAAUUUAAGACCAAUCUACCUAUUUUACAUGCUGUGUGCAAUCCCGGCAUGCGGCAACGCCAUUGGGAUGAAAUCAAUGAACUGUUUGGUUAUGACGUCAGUCCACAAGAUGACACAUCUUUAGCUGACAUGCUCAGUUUUAAUCUUGAACUGCACAUUGAAUCCAUUCAGGAUAUAAGCUCUGCAGCCACUAAGGAGUUUUCACUGGAAAAGGCAUUGAGCAGAAUGAAAAAGGAUUGGGAAGAAGUUCACUUCAGCUUUAUUCAGUAUCGAGACACUGGUGUCAAUAUACUGUCAUCAGUAGAAGAUAUUCAAUUUCUCCUUGACGACCACAUAGUGAGAACACAGACUAUGCGUGGCUCUCCAUUUGUGGCUCCUCUGGAAGCUGAAGUCAAAGAAUGGGAGACUAGUCUGAACCUGAUGCAGGAUGUGCUAGAUGCAUGGCUCAAGGUCCAACUUACAUGGCUGUAUUUGGAGCCUAUAUUUAGCUCUGAAGAUAUUAUGCAGCAAAUGCCAGAGGAAGGACGAAAGUUUACUGUAGUGGAUUCUCAUUGGAAACACAUUACUGAAGAGUCUGUCAAGGACACUAAGGCUUUGGCUGUAAUAUCCCAACCACAUCUUUUAGAGGGACUGGAAAAGUCAAACAACUUGCUGAAUGAGAUCCAAAAGGGUUUAAAUGAAUACCUUGAGAAGAAGCGCCUCUUUUUUCCAAGGUUCUUCUUUUUAUCAAAUGAUGAACUGUUGGAAAUUCUUUCUGAGACUAAAGAUCCCCUUCGUGUACAGCCACACUUGAAAAAGUGUUUUGAAGGAAUUGUAAAACUACACUUCUCUGAUAAAAAAGACAUUACAGCAAUGAUCUCGUCAGAAGGAGAGACAGUUGACUUUUGUGAUGCUAUUGUGCCAGCAAAUGCAAAAGGCCUGGUAGAAAAGUGGUUGCUGGAAGUUGAAACUGGAAUGAGAAGAAGUUUGAGGAGUGUCAUGAAACAGUCACUGGAGGCUUAUGGCACAACUAGGAGAAAGCAGUGGGUGUUGGAGUGGCCUGGACAGGUUGUGUUGGCUGCUAGUAGCAUCUGUUGGACAGAAGAAGUGACAAAGGCUAUAUUGCAAAAGAAUGGACUGAAUGUGUAUCUGUCACAAUGCAACAAUCAAAUUGAAGAAAUUGUAAAGUUGGUUCGUGGGAAACUAACUAACUUGGCAAGAACAACGCUUGGUGCACUCAUAGUCAUAGAUGUUCAUGCAAGAGACGUCGUUUCUCAGCUCAAUGAUAAAGAUAUAAGCAACCCGGCAGAUUUUCAGUGGAUUUCACAGCUUCGAUACUACUUCCAAGAUGCUUCAGUUGAAGUGCAAAUGAUUACAACUGCUGUACCUUAUGGCUAUGAGUAUCUUGGCAACAGUAGUCGACUUGUGAUUACGCCACUAACUGAUCGUUGUUAUCGGACACUGAUGGGAGCAUUGAAACUGAAUCUUGGUGGCUCACCAGAAGGACCUGCUGGAACAGGCAAAACUGAGACUUGCAAAGAUUUGGCCAAAGCAGUUGCUAAGCAGUGUGUUGUUUUCAACUGCUCUGAUGGUCUUGAUCACAAGGCAAUGGGAAAGUUCUUUAAAGGGUUAGCACAAGCAGGCGCUUGGGCUUGUUUUGAUGAGUUCAAUAGGAUUGAACUUGAAGUGCUGUCUGUUGUCGCUCAACAAAUACAGACAAUACAACGAGCUGUGUCACAGCAACUGGAGAAGUUUUUGUUUGAAGGCACCGAGAUUGUAUUGGAUUGGUCAUGUACAAUCUUUAUUACAAUGAAUCCAGGUUAUGCUGGACGAGCUGAACUGCCUGACAAUUUGAAAGUGCUGUUUCGGACUGUUGCUAUGAUGGUGCCUGACUACACUAUGAUUGCAGAAAUUAUGCUCUACUCCAUGGGGUUUGUGGAGGCUCGUAGCUUGGCUGGCAAAAUCUUUGCAACUUACAAACUCUGCUCUGAGCAACUGUCAUCACAGCAUCAUUAUGACUAUGGCAUGAGAGCAGUUAAAUCUGUUUUGACAGCAGCAGGUAAUUUAAAGAUCCAGUAUCCUGAUGAAGAUGAAAGUAUACUUCUUUUGAGAUCAAUAAAUGACGUCAACUUACCCAAGUUUUUGUCACAUGACAUUCCUCUAUUUGAGGGCAUUACUUCAGAUUUGUUUCCGGGUAUUGUUCUUCCUCGUUCAGAUCAUGGUGUCCUAGAAGAUGCUAUGCUUGAUGCUAUUGCUCGCAUGGGUUUUAAGGAUGUGCCCUGGUUUGUUGACAAGAUCAUUCAGAUAUAUGAGAUGAUGCUUGUUCGGCAUGGUUUUAUGAUCGUUGGAGGUCCACUGGCUGGCAAGACAUCUGCUUACAAAGUGUUGGCUAUCACGUUAGGAGAACUACAUGAUAGUCAACUAAUGGAAGAAUUCAAGGUUGACUUUCAUGUCAUUAAUCCUAAGGCAAUUGCACUGGGUGAAUUGUAUGGAAGAUUUGAUACUAUCUCUCAUGAGUGGACAGAUGGUGUAUUGGCUAAGACUUUUCGUGAACAUGCAAUUGCGUCUUCAAAGAAUCGAAAGUGGAUUGUAUUUGAUGGUCCUGUGGACACAACUUGGAUUGAGAACAUGAACACUGUUUUGGAUGACAGCAAGAAAUUGUGUCUGAUGAGUGGUGAAAUUAUACAAAUGUCAUCUAAACAAACUAUGAUAUUUGAACCGGCUGAUGUGGAAGAAGCUUCACCAGCAACUGUAAGCAGAUGCGGUAUGAUCUACAUGGAGCCAGCACAACUUGGAUGGAAGCCGUGGGUUGAGUCUUGGCUUGAGAGAGACUUACCUGCUACGCUGUCUGAUGAUCAACGAGAUAUGGUCAAGAUGAUGGUUAAUUGGCUGUUUCCGCCUUGUCUGGAAUAUGCUCUCUACUGCAGCCAUUCCUUUGUCCAAACAUCCUCAAUCCACUUGGCACGACAAACUGUUAUUUUGUAUGGCUGUUUGCUGGAUGAAUUACAACGUCCAGAAGCAACAACUACGCUUGGAAGUUUGUCAACAUCAUAUAGUGACAUGCAGAAAAAGAAGGAAGCAGAUCUAAUGCCGGAAUCUCAGAUGAAUAACUGGUUGCAGAGUCUGCUACUGUUUGCCCUAGUUUGGGGUAUUGGUGGUAGCUUGGAAAAAGACAGUCGAAUUAAGUUUGAUGAGUUUUUGAGACCACUGAUAGGAGGAAUCAGUCAAGAACAUCCACGGCCAGCACAGUUGAAGUUGCCCAAAGUUUGCCAGUUUCCAACCAAAGGGCUUAUGUACAACUAUUUCUAUGAUAAAUCACUUUGUGGAGCUUGGCGUAGUUGGGAAAGUGCAGUGGAAAGAGUGAACAUGUCACAGAAACCUCAACUAUCAUCGUUGAUUGUACCUACAGUGGAGACAUUUCAACAGAGGUAUUUUCUGGACACAUGUGUUCAUCAUGGUGUUCCUUUGUUGUUUGUUGGCCCAACUGGAACAGGAAAGAGCUUGAUUACUAUCAAUUAUCUUCUGAGCCUGCAUAAAGACAAGUAUUCACCAAAUUUUGUCAACUUUUCAGCACAGACAUCGGCUGGUUUGACUCAAGAAAUUAUUCUCUCAAAACUUGAUCGAAGGCGAAAGGGUGUGCUAGGGCCUCCUGUUGGAAAGAAGUCUGUAGUGUUUGUUGAUGAUCUUAAUAUGCCUGAAAAAGAAAAAUAUGGGGCUCAGCCACCAAUUGAACUUCUAAGGCAGUGGAUUGAUCAUGGCUAUUGGUUUGACAGAAAAGAUACCAGCUCUCUUGAGUUAGUGGAUGUCCAACUAGUAGCUGCCAUGUGUCCAUCUGGUGGUGGCAAAAAUGAUAUCAGCAAGCGACUGCUACGACAUUUCAACAUUAUUGGCAUUGAUGAAUUUAAUGAUGACACGAUGAAGAGCAUUUUUGGAACAAUUAUUGAUUUGCAUUUAGGGCAAGGAUUUGACUCCACUAUUCGGAGACUUGGCAAGGUCUUAGUGCAGUCGACUUCUGCUGUGUACAAAGCUGCUGUUAACAACUUUUUGCCCACACCUCUGAAGUCGCAUUAUGUGUUUAAUCUUCGGGACUUUUCACGUGUUAUCCAGGGCAUAUUGCUUUUGCCUCACACUCGCGCUAGCGAUUCUGCCAAAAUUAUACGUCUUUGGGUUCAUGAAGUUUAUCGUGUAUUCUAUGAUCGUCUUGUGGACAGUUGUGACCAACAGAGAUUUUUUAAUUUAGUCCAAAGCACAGUCAGCAAGCAUUUUAAAGUUGGUUUUAAUGAAGUUUUCUACCAUCUCAAGCCAAGUGGUGGUGAAGUAACUGAUGACAGCAUGAGAAGCCUUUUCUUUGGAGACUACAUGGUUCCUGGUGCUGAUCCUCGCGUUUAUGAUGAAGUGAUAAAGUUUGAUGACCUCCAGAGGGUCAUGGAACAAUACUUGGAGGAUUUUAAUGCUGCAAGCAAAGCCCCAAUGCCACUUGUUCUCUUUCGGUUUGCCCUUGAGCACAUUUCACGAAUCAGCAGAGUUCUCAAGCAGCCAAAAGGCCAUGUCCUACUUGUUGGAAUGGGAGGUAGUGGACGUCAGAGCGCAACUAAAUUGGCUGCUUACAUGGCAGACUGUCAGCUCUACCAGAUAGAGAUAACAAAAACAUACACCAUUGCUGAGUGGCGAGAUGAUGUUCGACACAUGAUGAGACUUGCUGGCUAUGAAGGAAGAGAAACAGUCUUUCUUUUCAGUGACAAUCAGAUAAAAGAUGAGUCAUUUGUAGAGGAUAUCAACAUGAUUCUUAAUACUGCUGAUAUCCCGAACCUCUUUGAAUCUGAAGAAAAGGUUGAAAUUAUUGAAAAGAUGCAGUUAGCCGUGCGGGAUGAGGGUAUUCAGAUUGACACUACUCCAACAGCCAUGUACAAUUUCUUCUUGAAUCGUGUUCGAUCUCAUCUUCAUGUUGCUUUCUGCAUGAGUCCAAUUGGAGAUGCUUUUCGAACUCGGCUACGUGAGUUUCCAUCAAUAAUCAACUGUUGCACAAUUGACUGGUUUCAAGCAUGGCCUGAAGAUGCAUUGGAGAUGGUUGCCAAUCAUUUUCUAGAAGACUGUGAGAUGGAUCACAGAUUGAGGACAUCUGUAGUAAACAUGUGUCAGCACUUUCACAAGAGUGCACGAGAGCUCUCAGAAAGAUAUCUGAAAACCUUACAACGUCAUAACUAUGUGACUCCCAAGUCUUACCUUGAGCUCAUCAAGACACUGAAGACUUUGCUAGAGAAGAAGCAAAAAGAACUAACUACAGCUCGCAAUCGCUAUUUAACUGGUCUUGACAAACUUGACUUUGCCUCAUCUCAGAUUACAGCGAUGCAGGAAGAACUAACUACACUACGCCCUGAGUUGAUAAAAACAAGUGAUGAAACUGACAAAUUGAUGGUUGUUAUUGAGAAAGAAACAAGACAAGUUGAAGAACAGCGACUACUGGUAGAAGCUGAUGAAAUGAUUGCUAAUCAAAAGGCAGCAAAAGCGAAGUCUAUCAAGGAUGAGUGUGAACGUGAGCUGGCUGUUGCUAUUCCUGCUUUGGAAGCUGCUAUUGCAGCCCUUGACACCCUCAAGCCUCAAGACAUAUCUAUGGUGAAAACUAUGCAGAACCCUCCUUCAGCUGUCAAACUGGUGAUGGAAGCAAUCUGCAUUAUGAAGGGUGUAAAACCAGAUCGGAAACCUGAUCCUUCAGGAUUUGGCAAGAUUAUCGAGGACUACUGGGGAGCUUCUAAACGAAUUUUGAGUGAUAUGAAGUUUCUAGACUCACUAAAGGAGUACGACAAAUCGUCCAUUGCACCACACAUCAUGAAGAAAAUUCGAAGUCUUUAUGUUACUCACCCUGACUUUGACCCAAUCAAGAUGCGAAACAUCUCAUCAGCAUGUCAAGGCAUGUGCAGCUGGGUUUGUGCAAUGGAAGUAUAUGACAGAGUAGAAAAGGAAGUAGCUCCUAAAAGAGUGAAACUUGUUGAGGCUGAACAAGAUCAUGCAGUUUGUGUGAAGGAUUUACGAGUUAAACGAGCAGCAUUAAAUACUGUUUUAGCACAACUGGAGUCUCUCAACAAGUCUUUCAAAGCUAAAAAGAAGAAGAAAUUGACUUUGGAGGAAAAUAUUGUAUUAUGUUCACAAAAACUGGUGAGAGCUGAAAAGUUGAUCAGUGGUCUUGGAGGAGAAAGGGAACGUUGGACAAAAGCCGCUGAGCUACUUGAAAGCGCAGUUAAGAAUAUCAUGGGUGAUGUACUACUCUCAUCUGCAGUGGUUUCAUAUCUUGGAGCAUUUACAGCUGACUUUCGUCAGGAAGCUGUUGAUGCAUGGCUACAUCACUGUAGAGAGAGAAAUAUACCUUGCUCAAGUAGCUUCUCCCUUAGUGCUACACUUGGAGAUCCAGUUCAGAUACAUUCAUGGCAUAUUGCAGGCCUUCCUGUUGACAGUUUCUCUGUUGAUAAUGCUAUUAUUGUGACAAAUUCUCAUUGCUGGCCUUUGAUGAUUGAUCCUCAAAGUCAAGCCAACAAGUGGGUAAAGAAGAUGGAAAAAUCAAAUAACUUGCAGGUUAUCAAAUUGACUGAUCCCAACUAUGCUAGAACUCUGGAGAACAGCAUGCAGUUUGGCACUCCCGUGUUGCUGGAGAAUGUUGAUGAAGAGCUAGAUCCUUUGCUAGAGCCACUUCUAUUAAAACAAACAUUUAGACAGGGAGCUUCAGAAUACAUCAAGCUUGGAGACAAUCUAAUUGAGUAUUCUCAAGACUUUCGCUUUUAUAUUACAACUCGCCUGAGAAAUCCUGACUAUCUUCCUGAACUGUCUGUAAAGGUAACUCUACUGAAUUUCAUGAUUACACCUAUUGGGUUGGAGGAUCAACUAUUAAGUAUUGUUGUUGCUAAAGAGAAGCCAACUUUGGAGACACAGAAAAAUGAACUAAUUAUUGAGAGUGCCAGAAAUAAGAAACAGCUAAAGGAAAUUGAAGAUAAAAUUUUAGCUGUGUUGUCCUCAUCACAAGGAAAUAUUCUAGAAGAUGAAACAGGCAUACAGGUGCUGUCCAACAGCAAAAUUUUGUCUGCAGAGAUUUUAGUAAAACAAGAAGUUGCUUCUAAAACCGAAGAUGAGAUUGAUAAGACAAGAAAUGGCUACAGACUGGUGGCAAAACACUCAGCUGUGCUGUUUUUUGUUAUUAUGGACUUGGCCAAUAUCGAUCCAAUGUACCAGUACUCUCUGUCAUGGUUUGUCAAUUUGUACUUGCAGUCAAUAGCCGGAAGCAAACACUCUGAGGACUUGAAUGAACGGAUUUCUAGUCUUAAUGAUCACUUUACGGAAUCACUUUAUCGGAAUGUGUGUCGCUCUCUGUUUGAGAAAGACAAGCUACUGUUCUCAUUUCUCUUGACUGUUGGCAUUCUCAAAAGCAGAGGUAAAGUUCUCGAUCAUGAAUGGAAAUUUCUUCUUACGGGAGGUGUAGCACUUGACAACCCUCAUCCUAAUCCGGCUCCCGAUUGGCUCCCAGAUAAAUCAUGGGCUGAAAUUGUACGCUGCUCAGAACUUGAGUCAUUCACCAACUUUUUUUAUGACUUUAAGCGACUUUGUUUACAAUGGAAAGCUAUCUACGAUGAUAUCAAUCCUCAUCUUGUUCAGAUGCCUGAGCCAUGGCAGUCGAGACUAAAUCAAUUGCAAAGGCUAAUAGUAUUGCGAUGUCUACGACCAGACAAGGUUGUUCCAGCGGUCCAGAACUUUAUAGUGGACCAUAUGGGUCUAACAUACGUUCAACCUCCAACAUUUGAUCUUGCUGGGAGUUUUUCAGACUCUUAUUGUUGCUCACCUCUUAUCUUUGUGCUGUCUCCUGGAGCUGAUCCAAUGGCUAAUUUACUGAAGUUUGCUGAAGACAAAGGGAUGAGAGAAACUCAUUGUCAAACAAUAUCUCUUGGUCAGGGUCAGGGGCCUAUUGCUGCUAUGAUGAUUGACAAAGCGAUUGAAGAUGGCAGCUGGGUUGUACUACAGAACUGCCACUUGGCUACAUCUUGGCUUACCCAGCUUCAGCAAAUUUGUGAAGAAGUGAUUGUGCCUGAAAGGACACAUCCAGACUUUCGUCUCUGGCUAACAAGCUAUCCAUCUCCACAUUUCCCCAUUCUCGUUCUUCAAAAUGGAAUCAAAAUGACUAAUGAAUCUCCAAAGGGUCUGAGAGCCAAUUUGCUACAAUCGUAUUUAAAUGACCCAAUCUCAGACUACACCUUUUACCAAAGGUAGCAGAUUGAACGUACAUGGAAAAAAUUGCUGUUUGGGUUGUGUUUCUUUCAUGCUUUGAUUCAAGAGAGACGUCAGUUUGGUGCUCUUGGUUGGAAUAUUCCGUAUGAAUUCAAUGAGUCAGAUCUACGAAUCAGUGUGAAGCAACUGCAGACUUUUCUCAAUGUCUAUGCUGAAGUUCCCUAUGACGCAAUAUCAUACUUGACAGGAGAAUGUAACUAUGGUGGGAGAGUGACAGAUGAUCAAGAUAGACGCCUUCUGAUGAGCCUUUUGUCUAAAUUUUAUUGUCCUGCUAUUGUGGACAGUGAUAAUUACAAGUUCUCUGCAAGUGGGAUAUACUAUGCACCAGUAGAUGGAAAGUAUGAAUCAUACAUUGAAUACAUUCAAUCUCUCCCUCUUAUGUCUCAACCAGAGGUGUUUGGUUUACAUGACAAUGCAGACAUCACAAAGGACCAACAAGAAACGCAACAACUCUUUAAUGGCAUUUUGCUUACACUUCCGAAACAGACAUCAGAUGGUACAAAAUCGUCACAAGAUACCAUCUAUGACUUGGCUACAGAUGUAUUGGCAAAGCUGCCGCCUACUUUUAAUGUUGAGGCCUUGCAGACAAGGUAUCCUGUUUGCUAUGAGGAGUCCAUGAAUACUGUGCUUAUCCAGGAACUGAUACGCUUUAAUCGUCUGUUGAGUGAAAUGCGAUCAAGUCUGGAAAGUAUUCAGAAGGCAAUUAAGGGGCUGGUUGUGAUGUCUGCUGAACUGGAGGACAUAUUUCAUAGUAUGUUGGUUGGAAAGGUUCCAUCUUUGUGGAUGGCAAAAUCAUAUCCAUCUUUGAAACCUCUUGGUAGUUAUGUAACUGAUCUUGUCUCUCGUCUCAACUUUUUUCAGAAAUGGGUUAGGAAGGGUCGUCCAAAUGUGUUUUGGAUAUCUGGAUUCUAUUUUACACAGUCAUUUUUGACAGGCGCAUUACAGAACUUUGCUCGUAAGUAUAAGAUACCAAUUGAUCAGCUCGGUUUUCAGUUUGAGGUGCUUGAUCGAGACUUUGAAAAAGAACAGCCGGGUGAUGGUGUGUUUAUCAGAGGCUUAUUUAUGGAAGGUGCUUGUUGGGAUCAAGACAAGCAUGUAAUCGGGGAGUCACCAUCCAAAGUUCUAUAUGACUCUGUUCCUGUUAUCUGGUUACAACCGCAAGAGAAGGAUAACAUUGAGCUGAAAGAGACAUACUCUUGUCCUGUAUAUAAGACAAGUGCAAGGAGAGGAGUUUUGUCAACUACAGGUCUUUCUACCAACUACGUAUUAUCAAUGAAUUUGCCCUCUGAUCAGCCAAAAAGCCAUUGGAUUGAUCGAGGUGUUGCUCUGCUUUGUCAGCUGGAUGAUUAG